Messenger RNA from Trichoplax adhaerens, 2850 nucleotides. RefSeq lists its product as uncharacterized. The record is from RefSeq and is a predicted model, not a curated record. Bases 1 to 2850 code for a protein of 949 amino acids. Lineage: Eukaryota; Metazoa; Placozoa; Uniplacotomia; Trichoplacea; Trichoplacidae. Gene Ontology annotation, molecular function: protein binding. The transcript is spliced from 28 exons.
AUGUGGAGAGUGUCUACUCGCUUCCUUGUGCAGCGGCCUGUUGUCUUCAACGCUCGCAACCAGGCUGUCAGUCAUUCACUGGUCAAGAAUUUCCUCAGUAAACCACAAAUUGCCCCCAUUGGGGCUAGUCGAUGGCUAUCCAUCAGCCGAAUUGCAUGCAAUACACAUGCUGAAACAGCCCAAACUGCUGAUCCAACCAAGAAAAAAGAAACUUCCACGUUUAGCUAUGAAUUUUUAGAUUUUGAUAACUUUUUAACAGUCAAAGACGACCAGAAAGAUCCCUCAACGACUCCCUCACAACGUCCACCUCGACGUCCAAGAGCUCGUCCGAUACCACGCAUGGGUGAAAUUUAUUCCAAGGAAAUUCUCCUACUCGACUUUCAAAGAAUAUGCGAUUUAGAGUUUAUAUCUCAUAGUCUUGGCUGUGAUAUUAUUCGCAAUUGUGGCGAACGCUUGCGUGAUGUUAAACCUGAACAACGUAUCGAGUUAGUGCAUCAAUUUUGGGCAAAAUUGGCUUCUAGAGAUUAUAGAUUCAACGUUAAUCAUUACAAUGAAUUAUUAACGGUCUACAAUUUUUGCGAACACACUUUUUCACCUAUCGAAUUUCUGUCUUCCAUGAGAGCUAAAAAUGUUUCUCCUGACAAGACGACUUACAUCAAUAUAUUACAAGCAUAUGGUAUUCAAGGUGACAUUAAGGCUGCCAGACAGAACAACAUCAUGCCAAGCCAAAUUAGUUACACGGCUUUAGUUAACGCUGUCGCUGAACGAGGAAAUUGGCUAUCGCUAGAAAAGGUAUUUCAGAUGAUGCAAAAGGAUCACAUUUUGCCUGAUCGUCAUACUUAUAGCUCUGUAAUCAAAGCUCUUUCAAGAACUAAGAAAAGUUUUCUCAUUCCUAAUGUAUUGGAUAGUAUUGAAGGCAAAAUAUCUCUUUUUCAAGCUUUACGUGGCACGAUGAUCGACCUAUGCUUUGAGGGAGAUUUUCAGGGUGCCCUAUUUAUAUUGAAGGACAUCGUUCAUAUUAAUCCAAGCAAUCGGGACGAUAAUAUCAACAUGACACUCCGUUCUCUCCUUCGGGCUGUUGCUAGAAUGGAAACUGAAACAAAAGAUAAACUCAAUUUUAUAGGGGACAUUGAGCAUGAGAAAUUAAUCGAUCACUAUGUAUGGUAUGAUUUUCUUGAUGUUCUUCAUGAUAACAGAAACACAGACCUAGCUGUUGACUGCGUCCGCGAAAUGGCCCAGAGGAAAAUUCCAGUGCGAUCUCAUUUCGUAUAUCCUAUGUUUAUCCAGUACCGUCAAAAGGGAGAUAUUGAAGGAGCCGUUAAUUUGCUCCAUCUCAUGGAUUCUUGUAAGAUAUUGGGGAAUAAAAUAACGUAUUCGAUAUUUAUGUCUUGCUUUGGAAAGAAUAGAACUCUUAAUGAUAUUGUAUCAGCAAUUGAGAGUCACAAUAUCAAAGUAUCUCUUAGCCUGAUUAAUGCUAUCGCAACUCACCUAAAAAGUAUUGAUGAUUCUAAAAUUAUCGUUUAUAGUAUCAUUGAAGAGUUAGUAUCGAAUUUCGUUAACAAUGAGCAAACCUCACAAGCUGAAGAAUUGGUUGAAUCGCUAUUAAAAGAGGGUUUGGGAAAACAUGUCACUUCCAUUGUUCACACCAGAGUACUUAGUGGAUUAUGCCGUAAAAUGAACGAAGCUGCUUUUUUUAGGUACGGCAGGAUAAUGAGAGAUCAUAAGCUAUCACUCGAUAAAUAUCAGUACAGAGUUGUCUUGAAGAUGCUCGCAAAACUUGGUAAAGUAGAUUUAGCGCAGAAGUGCUUUGAUGAGUUAAAGGCUCAAGAUGGUUUAACGAAUCUAAGCUAUUCUCACUUAAUAUUCGCAUAUCAUGGGUCAAAGAAUUUCGACCAGAUUUUAAGAAUUUAUGAUGAAAUGGUAGAGAAGUCUGUAAGACCGAUUUCUGCGGCUAUUCAUAUGAUAAUUACGGCCCUACAACGGGCUGGGCGUGGAGACGAAGCAGCAGCAUUGCAAUCUAUUGAAAGUGAAAGUAAAGAUAUUAUGACAAUGAAUGUGUAUGUUGAAGCUGCGGCGUCACAGAUGAAUAUUGAAGCUGCUUUGGAAAAAUUAGCUGAGGUUAAAGCCGCAGGGAACACUCCUUUACCAUUUGCUUAUACAUCUUUGUUGAAAGCCUACAGAAAUCGAGGUGAUUGUGAAAAUGCUUAUAAGUUGUACUUGGAAAUGAAAGACUUACAAGUAGAAAUACCAAAGAUAUGUUUCGUUAUUUUGAUUGGAUUAUUCGCUGAAAGUCGAAACCUUGAUCGAGCAAAAGAGAUUCUUGACUGUGCUUUGGCUGAAAACAAAGUACCAUAUGUUAGGUCUUUCGAGCAGAUGAUAACGUUAGCUAUUUCUAAAAAUGAUCAAGAUACUGCUAAUACAUUUGUUAAGGAUAUGCGGAGAAUUUUUGAUAUCGAUUAUAAUGAAAUGCAAGAAAUAUUGUUAGCUUCCAAUUUAGCUGCAAACCAAGUGGCAGUUGCUGAUAAUUAUUACAAGUAUUUGAAGGGCGAAAAUUCCAGUCGUUUAAUCACUCGAUUUAAAGCGAUAGCUAAAACUUGUGUGAGAACCAAUAACUUAGAAAUAUUACAAACGCUUCAAGAGUUUACUAAACGUCAUCAUGUUCCUUUGGAUCAAUCCUAUCUUAACGAAGGGCUACUCCUUGUUUAUAGCAAUAACAAUGAUGUUAACCAAGGAAUCGAAUUAUACAAGAACAUGAAGAAUUCCAAUGCAGUGGUUUCUGAAAGAUUCACUACACUACUACAUUCGCUGUUACAAAGAAAUGAUAUGGAUAUUUCUGAAGUUGUAGACUAG